Messenger RNA from Penicillium angulare, 1308 nucleotides. RefSeq lists its product as uncharacterized. Gene Ontology annotation, cellular component: membrane. The transcript has a single exon. The record is from RefSeq and is a predicted model, not a curated record. The coding region runs from base 1 to 1308 and encodes 435 amino acids. NCBI's taxonomy places the organism in Eukaryota, Fungi, Ascomycota, Eurotiomycetes, Eurotiales, Aspergillaceae. Gene Ontology annotation, molecular function: palmitoyl-(protein) hydrolase activity.
AUGUUGAGGAGACAUAUAAGCCAGCGCAUGCAGUGCCUUUUCCCGCAGAAGUUCUCUCCAAGCGCGUUACAGCUUCACAUAGCCCAGUCAAGACCACUCAAUGCUCCACAUCGAAAUAUCUACACUCUUGUGAAACGGAGAACAUCAGUCGCCCAUUACGAACGGCUGGGACAGAAUCCGAAAAAGAAUUUGAAUCCUCGCAAUUUCUGGACCAUCAGUUCAGUUCCUGCUAUCUUAGUUCCACCCGUCAUUUUUAUCGGGCUCCUUCUCUCUCUUUGGACAUGGAAAUGCUUUUGGAUUAUCGCGAUGCAGAAUAAGUUAUUAUAUUUGAGUUGGUUACCACCAUUCUCAAGAUCAGAUACAAUUUCAGAAUACGAGCGUGCAUGCAAGCCCGUGGAAUGGAAGGAAAAGCAAAUCCGAAGCCUUGAUGGAACAAAGCUAGCGAUUUGCGAAGGAAAUAUCCCCAUUAAGAGCGACAAGAAUGAGCUCGAACUUAAACAACCAAAGAAGUUGGUUGCGAUUUGUUACUUCCAAGGAAAUGGUGGAUCAACACCACUCCGACUACCGCUGCUAUCUCAAGUGCUGAGAGCCAUCAAUACCAAGAGCCAGAAUUCCAAAGAGAUCGAAACGCGCGACGACACGAGGUAUAUAGUCUUAGCUUUAUCAUAUCGUGGCUACUGGAAGUCUUCUGGGACCGCGACACAAACGGGCAUUGAGAAGGAUGCUCAGGCAUUUCUUACUUGGGUGUCUAACACCUACUCGGAAGCAAACACAAAUUGCCAAAUCGUCUUAUGGGGACACAGUGUCGGUUCGGCCGUUGCAUCAUCUGCCCUAUCAACAUAUCUUGCCCAUUCCAACCCUAUCCCUGUAUCUGGGUUAAUCAUGGAAGCACCCAUAUCCAAUAUCAAGGAUAUGCUGAUUGGUUUAUAUCCACAGAAGUGGCUUCCGUACCGAUACCUUUGGCCGUUUUCGUGGAAUAAUUGGUGCACAUCUUCAUCGCUGGAACGGUUAGCCGCCUGGCGUGAUCAGGUUACUGAGCAGGGCCAGCAAAAUCUGCCCAAUCCAUCCAAUCCACGACUGACCCAACCAUCUCAAUCUAUUCCACCAAUAUUGAUUUUGUCUGCCGAAUCAGACGAGGUUAUUCCAGCUCAUGUCGCCGGCCAACUGGAAUGCAAAGGACGAGACCUUGGCCUUGAUAUUCAGAGAACGGUCGUACCCGGGGCAAUGCACAUAGAGGGACCCAUAAAACGUAUCGGAAAGGAUGCUUUGGUGAAGUUUAUUCUUGAACCGUCGGCCAAGAAACAGUGA